UUCUUUCUCGUGAAAUUCCCAGGGGCUCGAAAACUCACUCUUCGUUUCAACCCCCGCAGUCGCACCACUGGCCUACUGCAUUGACUCCGAAAACCCCCGCAAAACCCCAAGUAAUGGCAGCAAACGGCACUCCACACCCCCUCGACGUCCACAUCCUCCCACAACCCAACUACAUCGACGCCGUCCGCUGGAUCCCCCCCCUCUCCCCCUUCCACCGCCUCAUCGCCGCCGCAGCCUUCGACUCCGACACCACCACCUCCACCUUUCAAAUCCACUCCCUGACCGUAACCCAACCCAACAGCCCACCCACCCUAACCCUCCAAUACUCACACCCCACACCCUCUCGAAUCUCGUCCCUCAAAGUCUCUCACCACAACAAACCCCUCGUCGCCGCCUCCACCGCCGUCGGGUCCCUCCAUUUCCUCGUAACCGACCCGGUCCGCGGCCGGGUCGAAUCGGAACUUUCUUUGCCCGAGGGGAAGUUGCACGCGGGACCCAUCUCGUGUGUUGACCUGGCGGAAAGUGGGUCGGAGUGCGUUACGGUUGGGGAGGACGGGAAGGUGAAUUUGGUGAGGGUUGAUGGUGGGAGUGAGAGGUUGAGUUACAGGAGGGUUUUUGAUGGGAAUGGGUUGGUGGGGUACACGGCGGCCAAGUGGGCGUCGCCGACGGAGUUUGCUACGGGUAUGUUGGGGUUUGGGCUUCAGUGGUGGGAUCUCCGGAAGCCUGGUGGACCAGCUUCUCAGUUCAAGGCUAAUUGGGCUCGGGCAACUACUUCUGGGAUUGUACACUCCAUUGAUAUACAUCCAUCACGAAAACACACUUGUGUUGCAGGAGGCUCUUCUGGUACUGUAUUUGCAUGGGAUCUCCGGUGGCAACAACAGCCGAUUAUUCUUUCUGGGGUUGAGACAGGCGAGGUAUCAGCUUACUCACCUUGUGAAAGUGAAGUGUGGGAAGUUCAGUAUGACAAUUAUAUGCAUUCAAAGAACAUUGGUAACAUGUCAUCUUCGCGGAUUUUACCUGUUAUGAUCUGCUCAGAAGACGGUAUCCUUGCUGUUGUUGAACAAGGUGAGGAACCCAUUGAGCUAUUGGCAGAACCUUGUGCCAUCAACAGCUUUGACAUCGACCGUCAGAAUCCAUCAGAUGUCAUAUGCAGUCUGGAGUGGGAAUCCAUAGCCAUUUUGUUGAGGCCGUAGUUUCUUGUUCUGACAAAUUCUAUCAUAUUUGGGAUCCUAUCAAUGUCAUUUUCCUUGUGUACCAUGAGAGGAUGAAGCUCCGCCCUACUACUGGGCACUGAAGCUGUACAAUGUGAUCUUGGGUGAAGAACAUAGCAACUGACGGUGUACGUGUUUCAAUACAAAACCUGUAACUUGAAAACUUUUAAGGUUUGUUGUUACUUUUCAUCGUAUGGAGCAUAGUUUGUGUUUCUGAAGCCAACUGCAACAUUUCAAAUGUAAAUGAACACAGCAAACACGGUAGUUAACUGUGACCUGAUCUACUAUCCUUCAUUAAAAGGUGAAACAACACUCAGUCGAAUAUUUAUUUAUGAUCAAGGGAAACAGUUGGCGAUGGCUGGGGUCGUCAUUUUUCUCUC
Molecule: messenger RNA, 1591 nt
Organism: Rhododendron vialii
Lineage: Eukaryota; Viridiplantae; Streptophyta; Magnoliopsida; Ericales; Ericaceae
Product: nuclear pore complex protein NUP43
Exons: 5
Coding region: 114-1193 (359 amino acids)
Cellular component (GO): nuclear pore outer ring
Molecular function (GO): protein binding
Source: RefSeq, a predicted model, not a curated record